This is a messenger RNA of Paramecium sonneborni, 663 nucleotides long. Lineage: Eukaryota; Ciliophora; Oligohymenophorea; Peniculida; Parameciidae. The record is from the annotation of a GenBank genome assembly.
AUGAGACAUGAGAGAAAUAGGAGUGAGAAUAGUAAUGUAAUAAAGAUAAAAUAGAGAAAGAGUGAAGAAGUUUAAGUGUUUAACUAGAUUAAUUAAUCAGAUAGAAUGAAUUCGAAUAAUUCCUAAUUGAAACAAUCUAUAAAUAUGUCAGAGAGAAGCAGUUAUUUAGGAUUAGAAAAUCGAUUAUUAGGAUAAGAUAGUAUAUCAGAUAGAGAAUAAUUAUAGAAUAGAGUUUCUUAAGAGGGAUUUCAAAAUAAUUUGGAGGAUGAAUAACCAAUUCCUCUAAUUUAAUUAAUUGAACAUGAACUAAGAGAUCGAUGUAAAGUUGAUACAACAAAACAAAUGAAGUGUUAAGGUGAUCUAAAUGAAUUUUAAACAAAAACAGAAAUUGAGAGAAUUGAUUAUGAUGUAGAUUAGGACAUAAUUCGUAAACAUACAAAACAUUUGUAAAGAGACUAUAGAAUUGAUCCAUACUAUAUAAAGUUAGUAGAGUUACAUGGAUACCAAAGAAUUAAACAUGAAUUGGAAGUAGUCCUCUUUAUUUACAUAUAUAUAGCAUUACAACGAUGCAUAUCCUUUGCUCACAUUGAGAAAGACAAUAGUGUACUUAUCAUUUAUGAUUCCGAUAUUGGCUAAGACAAUCGUAAACUCAAUAUGGUUUGA